AGCGGUGCUUCGCAGGCUGCUCGCGCAGCCGAGCUCGAAGCAGGACGAGUGGCUAGCGCGGGUGCGCCCCGACCUCGCUGCCCCCUGGCGCGCGGACCUGGCGAAGAAGGCGGCGCGCCCACAGGAGCGCUCGCGCUCUGGCCAGCGCGAGGCAGCCGAGGGCGAGAGCGCGCAGCACUGCGACCAGGCGCCGCGGCCGCGCGAGGCGGCCGCGACGAGGCCUGCCGAGGGCGGCGGCACUCCGACUGACAGCCGGGCGCAGCACGCAGUCGUCGAGCCCAAGGCCGGCGACGAGAACGCCCUACACGAGCUUGCCAGCCGGGCGCCGCCGCAGCUCCACAGGAUGCCCGACCAGGGGCAGUUCAGACUCUGCUCCCUACACGCCCUCUCCACGACUGUGUCGUCGUGCGUGGCGGCGAAGUUCGACCUCUUCUGGGACGCCACCAGGGUGCACUUCCAAGCCCUGGACAAAGUUGACCUCGACGCAGCGUGGCCCGACGCAGUAAUGCGCUCGAUAGUGCCGCUGCGGCUUCAGACAGCAGACCGACUCUUCGAGAUCGGCUUCGACGUCCGCAUGACGACGGACUUCCACAGGGCGGGGUGGGCGGUCCAGAAGGCAGCUGGGUGGAACCCGGUCGUCGUGGUGGCGAAGCAGGGGCCGCCUCCCGCAGACGGGGGGAACUACCCGACGCACGCGUUGUCGGCCGUGCGUUGGGAUACCUCCACGAGCACGAUUCGGUGCUGGGACUCCUGGGGGGCGGAG
This is a messenger RNA of Prorocentrum cordatum, 763 nucleotides long. Lineage: Eukaryota; Dinophyceae; Prorocentrales; Prorocentraceae. The record is from the annotation of a GenBank genome assembly.